GGGCCUGGCCUGGGAAUUCGCUGCUCGUUUCCCAUUCUUCCGAUGCAGACAGACACACAACAUGGCGGACUAGAACAGUCGGCCGACGCGCCCGGAUACAGCGGAUAAACCGUGGGACUUCACACUCUAAAAGAAGAAGAAAGUACCCGGCGAGGGGACGGUGCUCUGGGGGCUAAAGUGAGGACUCUUACGGCGGGGGUUCCUUCCUAAACCUGGAUGUAGGGGAGUGCAGUGACGGUGAAGUGUUGACUGUGUGUCCCAGAUCGUGCUUCCCUCCUCUUCUAUCACCCAGGUCCCCCCCACCCCGCUCUCACUGUCGGUUCCUGGGGUGUGGAGUCUGGGGCCGGGGUUGAAAAGCGUGGAAGCGAAACAGGAGGAUAAAUUCCAGCUUGGCUUUGAUUUUUUUUUUUAACCCCCCCACUCCUUUUUUCUUCUCGGGUCUCCUCUCGGCUGCUUCCAGGAGUUCGGGAUCACGCUGUGCGAAUGAGUGACUGAUGCCAACUUCGCUUCUUCAGGGCAGAAUGGGUGUGUGUCCCUUGCUCCUGCUGCUCGCUCUAGCCCUCGGGGCCUCGGCCCAGGACGCCCCCGUCACAGGACCUCCAAAUAUUACUUCUGUACCUGCCGCAUCCUUACUCAAUGUGACAGUCGCACACGUACUGGCCCCCCCAGAUCUACCCACAACACUCCCCCCCGCACUCAUCCCUACAACAACAUUAACAACAACCACCACAGCCUCAAGUCCAGCUGAAGGUGAGGACACGCAACCCAUCGGUCCCGAUGACACUGUCAGGGUGUUACCUGUCCCCCCUCCCCCACCUCCAGCCCCAACCGAUGCCCCUCAGGCUCCACCGAGCACCGAGCCUCACCCUCCUCCCACCGUGGAGGUGGAGGGAGACAACACCACAGCCCCUGUUCCAGAAACCCCAACGCCAGACGAGGAUAUAUACACCCCGGAGGCAGAGACCACCACAGAGCCUGGGACGGAGUUCACUUCAGACACCAGCCCACACGACAAUGACCCGUCUGAUGACAUGCCAAUCAUAGCUGUGAUGGUGGCCCUGUCCUCCCUGCUGGUCAUCAUCUUCAUCAUCAUCAUCCUCUACAUGCUGAGGUUUAAGAAGUACAAGCAGGCAGGAAGCCAUUCAAACUCCUUCAGACUGACCAAUGGGAGAUCAGAUGAUACAGAACUCCAGAGUGUCCCGCUAUUGGCCCGCUCACCCAGCACAAACAGGAAGUAUCCGCCCCUUCCUGUUGAUAAGCUUGAGGAGGAGAUGAACCGCCGCAUGGCCGAUGACAACAAACUCUUCAGGGAGGAGUUUAAUGCACUGCCAGUCUGCCCCAUUCAGGCAUCAUGUGACGCCGCUUCCAAAGAAGAGAAUAAAGAAAAGAACCGAUACGUCAACAUCCUGCCAUAUGAUCAUUCCAGGGUGCAUCUCUCAUCUCUGGAGGGAGUCCCUGACUCUGACUUCAUCAACGCCUCCUUUAUAAAUGGUUACCAAGAGAAGAAUAAGUUUAUUGCAGCCCAAGGGCCAAAGGAGGAGACAGUAAAUGACUACUGGCGAAUGAUCUGGGAGCAAAACACAGCUACUAUUGUCAUGGUGACCAACCUGAAGGAGAGGAAAGAGUGUAAGUGUGCCCAGUACUGGCCGGACCAGGGCUGCUGGACUUACGGUAACAUCCGUGUAUCUGUUGAAGACACAAUGGUUCUAGUGGACUACACCAUCCGGAAGUUCUGCAUCCAGCAGGUGGGAGAUCUGUCUGGGAAGAAGCCACAGAGGCUCGUCACCCAGUUCCACUUCACCAGCUGGCCAGACUUCGGGGUUCCCUUCACACCCAUCGGGAUGCUCAAGUUCCUCAAGAAAGUCAAGAACUGCAAUCCCCAGUACGCUGGACCCAUUGUGGUCCACUGUAGUGCGGGUGUAGGUAGGACAGGUACCUUCAUCGUGAUCGAUGCCAUGAUCGACAUGAUGAACACUGAGAGGAAGGUGGACGUGUUUGGCUUCGUCACCAGGAUCAGAGCGCAGCGCUGUCAGAUGGUCCAGACUGAUAUGCAGUACGUGUUCAUCUUCCAGGCGUUGUUAGAGCACUACCUGUACGGGGACACGGAGCUGGAGGUGACCUCUCUGGAGUCGCACCUGGCCAAACUUUACACUCCCUCACCUGGAGCUGGCAGCGGCCUGGAGGCCGAGUUCAAGAAGCUGACGUCCAUCAAGAUCCAGAAUGACAAGAUGAGAACAGGAAACCUGCCGGCCAACAUGAAGAAGAACAGAGUGCUACAGAUCAUUCCAUACGAGUUCAACCGAGUGAUCAUUCCAGUCAAGCGAGGCGAGGAGAACACAGACUACGUCAAUGCCUCCUUCAUCGACGGUUACCGUCAGAAGGACUCGUACAUGGCGAGUCAGGGCCCUCUGCAGCACACCAUGGAGGACUUCUGGAGGAUGAUCUGGGAGUGGAGAAGCUGCUCUAUAGUCAUGCUCACUGAGCUGGAGGAGAGAGGGCAGGAAAAAUGUGCUCAGUAUUGGCCCAGUGAUGGACUCGUGGUCUAUGGGGACAUUUCUAUCGAGAUUAAAAGGGAGGAGGAGAGCGAGAGCUACACCGUGCGUGACCUCCUGGUCACCAACAACAGGGAGAACAAGGCUCGAGCCGUGCGUCAGUUCCAUUUCCAUGGCUGGCCAGAAGUGGGCAUCCCCACAGAUGGAAAAGGCAUGAUCAAUAUAAUCGCUGCAGUGCAGAAACAACAGCAGCAGUCUGGCAAUCACCCCAUCACUGUCCACUGCAGUGCUGGCGCUGGCCGGACGGGAACUUUCUGUGCAUUGAGUACAGUCCUGGAGAGGGUGAAGGCGGAGGGCAUCCUGGACGUCUUCCAGACGGUCAAAAGCCUCAGACUGCAGAGACCCCACAUGGUGCAGACACUGGAACAGUACGAGUUCUGCUACAAAGUGGUCCAGGAGUAUAUCGACGCCUUCUCUGACUACGCCAACUUCAAGUAGGGAAGCCAUCGUGGACGUGCGGCCGAAGGAAUGUCCGACAUACACCACUUCAUACAAGCACGCGCCAGAAUCUCCACACUCACACACGACCAUGCAGAGAACUCGCCUAUGGAUGAUCACGACAAAAGCAGCAGAGAGACUCCUCACUACUCACUCAGUGGAUUAUGGGAUGGACUGCCCGGAGAGGAAAAAGGGAACAGACGUCUCAGUCCAGAGGACAGGGCAGUGUAGACGGACAAAUAACUGAGAUGCCUUCUUAAAUAUUUUGUAAUAUUGAUCUUGUCACUUUUACCCCCCCCACACACACACACACACAUGUAUAUAUAUAUACUGACUGUGUUGCAUCUUAUUACUUUGGUUUCAGACACAGUUUUAAGUUUGGCUGCAUUUUUUGGGUGGCACCUGUAAUGUAUUUUAUUGGUAUAUAAAUAUAUAUAUAUGAAUAUAUAUAAAUAUAAAUUGGAUGCUUUGGAGGCUAUUGUAAAAAAAACAAAAAACUAAAACCCCUUAGAUAAGGUAAUGGUGUUUGGAUUGUUACCUUAAAGUGACUGAGACUGCCUGAGCCAUGCUGUAGACACAUGUUUUUUUCUUUACACAGAAUGCUGUGCAUCUGCGUAAAGGGAUAGUUCAGUUUUUUGAUGAGGUAAUGACACAAGGAAAAAACAUUUUAGCCACGGAGUAAAAGUCUUACCAAAUCAAUUCUGCGCCGAGUUAAAUUUGCAGUAUCUUAUGAAUUUGUUUUCCACUCAAUCUCGUCAUUGGAUAACAUUUUCUGAACGGAAACGGAGGUGUCUUACAGUCCAUAGAGGAGUUUUUGACUCGCUGCUGCCUUCAUCAGAACGUUCCAAUGUGUGUUUGUGUGACGGGUGGUUUGAAAUCUUUAGUUCAGAUCUACUUAUGACACAAACACAUCAGCAGCUCCUGUCGCCCCUGAGCUAAAAAUACUGCUUUGGUUUGUGUGAGAGAGAAAGAACUUGUAAGACCUUGAGUUUCCACUCAAAAUGCUUUCAUAACAACGAGAUAAAAUGGCAAACACGUACUUCAGAGUCUUUUGUUGUGGCUAAAAUCAGUUUUUCCUGACAGCUACGUCUUCACUGAGAGCCAGCAUCUGCUUCUCGGCACAGGGACAGCGCAGGCAACACUGACUGUGUGUCAUUACCUCUUUCUCUUAGGUCACAAUCUCUGUGUUUUACAUAAAGCAGGCUCAGGUGGACACACACACACGCACACACACUGUGACUUCCACGUCGCUGUCUUGUGUCUGCCGAGUGCCAAAGUCGCUCGCUCUCAAAGAUGGAGGUCUCACUUUGGAGGUUUUACCGAGCAUGUUUGAGACAUUUGGUCCAAUCGUCUUUUCCAACAACCAGCAGCCAACACAUUCCUGGAUCGUCAUGUGAAAGUAGAACAAUAUUAUCUUGUAUUUUUAUUUUAUUUCUUUUUUUUUUUAUGCCCCAUACAGUAAAGAAAUCUAAAUGUGAGGAAGAAUUUCAGGUCUGUUACAGCAUCAGCAGCGAUGUUGAUCAUGCUAAUGAGACACAUUUCAAACAACACGCUCCAUAAUUCCAUCCUACGCGUUAACAAAUGUUAAAACUAUAUCCAGUAUAUACCCAGCAUUUUUCUUUGUUUGUUUACACACAAACAUCAGUAUUUCUGGUAGAUUGUAAUGAUGCGUUUCUCUUCUGUACGGGCUUUUUUUUUUAAUUUUAAACUGUCGUUUCACAUUGUUAUGCAUAUAUCAGCCUCACGUCACCACUGCAGGAGAAUGUUGCUCAAAGAUUGAAUGCAUUGUUACUUUUUAAACAGCGGAGACCUGUCGUCUGUCAUGUGAUCACGUGUCAUGUGACGUGUGUCAUGUGACGUGUGUCAUGAUUUGGCCUAUGCUGUGAAGGACAAUCGGGUGUCCUUAAAUACAGCGUUUUUGUUGUUUUUGUUUUUAUUAUUUUUAUUUUUUUUUAUAUAAUGAUGUCACAGUUGAGGCCACGCCCCUUCAUGAUUGUAAUCAAAGAUGAAUGAUGUCGGUCAAACGCAGGGAUUCAGCUUCAGUCCCAUUUUCAACUUGUGAUGUGAAGUAAAUGGAACGCAGCGUGAGCUUGGGUUCAUCUCUGACUGACCCGCGGUCAAGUGACUUCAGCAUCGUGACUCACUCCAUUUUUAAUGCUGUUUCAUGAAAAUAUUCAGUUUUCUCCCAUUCCAGCAGUUUCAAUUACACAACACUCCCCGUCUCUUAUGUUACAAAAAAAAGUCGCACAAUCAGAUUUAAUUUAUUGACAGCAAACGUCUUUAAGUGUAACUUAAGCCCCAAACCACAAAUUACAAAUGUGAUUAAAAACACGGUGUUUCUACUGCCUCUCUGGUCAAACACCGGCUACUGCAUUCAAGGUUUGCCAUUGGCUCAUUGUCCGAGACUCCUCCCCCUUUUAUAAACCUUAGAGCUAUGGCUUUGUACGAGUGAUCGAGCAUCUCACACAGAUUUAACCGCCAGGCCCCGCCUCCCCUGCACUACCCCCCACUCUCCCUCCGUCGCUCAGCUCUCGGACCACUUCUUGGCAUUUCGCAAAAUCAGCCAGUGGGCGGAGUUAGCCUCAGAAGAGGGAGGGUUUUUUUUACCCCUGAGUUUUCACGCCCUAAAAUGAGUUCAGAAAGAAGAUGUGUUUGAACUCUUAAAGCUCUUUCAGGUGAAGCUACUGCUGCAGAGAAACUGUCAGUGCAGCUUUAGCGUCAUCAUCAUCAUCAUCACGAUCGUUCAAUCAUUUCAAGAAUUGUUUUAUUCCAAAGCAUCACAAGUGCCCGCACUUUGAGUCAGGUGCCAUUUUGUUCAUCAUUGAUUGUGUUUGUCACACACUGCGUACUUAACACAAGAGAGGAUUCUGUUCUCAUCUGACCCUCUCUCUCUCCCCCACUCUCUCUCUCUCUCUCUCUGUCUCGGUCUCUCUCUCUGGACUAAGACAGUAUGGGUUUACUGUGUGUGUGUGUGUGUGUGUGUGUGUAUUGGGAUCAUGUGAUUUGACAACACAACACUGUGCCAACCCUUUGCGACCCACUAUUUUACGAUGAUUGUGAACGGGGGGGCCAGAAGUGCCUCAGUAAAAGGUUUUCAAAACAAAAGGAAUGAAGGCAGACGAAAGGAUUACGGGAAACCGUCGACUCGACUGUUGACUUUUACUUUAGACUCCUUCCUGUAGCUUAGCGAUCAUUCCACCAGAGGGACCUGCAUGUAAAGUAGGAGGAGUUAAACAGCCAAUAGGAGCGUCUGCUUUCUCUGUGAACUGCCCUGUGAUUGGUCUUUUCCUCUUGACAGUGACGCGACAGGUGGAGGCUACAUCCAUGCUAACCUUUGUUGUUGUUGUUGUUUUUUUUUAAAGUGCACAGAAACACAGUGAACUCAGUGGUCCGUUAAACCACGUAUGGAUGUAGCCUUAGUUGUGAGUCAGUGAACAGAAGUGUCUUUCCCUCCCGGAGGACGCACAGACGGUCCACUGAGAUCAAACUAAGAUUGAGGUCCAUGUUUUAAAAGUUUUCCAACUUAUUUUCAUUCCAUUUAACUUGAACUUGAGAUCCACGACACGUAAUCACUCGUGGACGCUCUUGUGCUGAACAAAGAAACUGUCACAUUUGCCCUGAAACACAUGUGUCUUUGAAGUGCUGGAGUUUUAUUUGGCUCAUGCAGUGGAGAACUCCGAUACAUGUCCAUGAUUAGAGGCCGAGGAAGACGAGAUUCUUCCUCUCCACGCGUUCUCGUGCCCUUUGUUUUUGUCUGUCCUGUCAUCACUAAACCUCCCGCCCUGUGUCCUCGGACCAUUGUUCCUCAGUGGUCACUGCCCGCGCCCUUUUGUACAUAAAAAGUAAGGUUAUUUAUAUUUCAUUCCUGUCGACUGCCUUGCUUAUUUUAUUUCCCUCUCCCCUUCCUUUUCUUCUUCAUUUUCUUCUUCUUCAUUUUUUUUAAAGAUGUAUAUUAAACUGUAUCGGGACCAUUUUGAAAUGUAUCAGAAAUGUUUCCUUUUGGCCAUUUUCUAUUUGGUAAACUUGUCUUAAGCAAAUCCUCUUGUUUUUUUUUUAAUUUGCCUAUAUGUUGGUUUUCUAGUGUUACGUUAUUCAACAUUUGAAUAUAUGUAUAUAUAUAAUUAUAUAUAUAUGAAAAAAUGAUAUAUAAUUAUAUAAUGCCGAAUGGCCUUUCUAAGCAAAGAUACUGUUCCAAUUAAUAAAGUGCUUGAGAUUUUA
Messenger RNA from Solea senegalensis (Senegalese sole), 7208 nucleotides. RefSeq names its product protein tyrosine phosphatase receptor type A (gene ptpra). NCBI's taxonomy places the organism in Eukaryota, Metazoa, Chordata, Actinopteri, Pleuronectiformes, Soleidae. Gene Ontology annotation, biological process: protein dephosphorylation. Gene Ontology annotation, molecular function: protein tyrosine phosphatase activity. The record is from RefSeq and is a predicted model, not a curated record. The coding region runs from base 495 to 2990 and encodes 831 amino acids. The transcript is spliced from 22 exons.